GCAUAUGUACAUAAAUGCCACUUGGCUUCAGUCAAAGUGAGUCAAUAAACUUGAACAUCAAGAAAUAUUUUAUUUUGUAGUUGAUUUACAUACGUACGUAGCCAAAAUGGUGUCUCCAAUUGCAUAUUUAAAUUUCGGUGUUCUGUGUCUGGCCCAAACGUGUUAUUACAAACAAGUACACUUGUCUUAUGGAAAUAAUGUAAGCGAAGUUAUUGUAACUUAUUCAACGUUCGACACAGUUUCCGUCUUGCAACCUACCGUUUGGUACAAAGAAAACAAUACGGACGAUAAGUAUCGGCAAGUCUUUGGGACUGCUUCUCUGUUCGUGGAUGGAGGCCCCAAAAAACACAAACAAUUUAUUUCAAGGGUUAAACUGACGAAUUUGAAACCUGAUACAUCCUACCUUUAUUAUGUUCGAUUGGUGAAUAUGAGUAGACAGGCGUAUUCGUUCAGGACACCGAAGCCGAAUCCGUCUCUGGUAAUAUUUGGCGAUUUGGGUAAAGAAAAUGCCCAAUCGCUGGAUAGACUGAUCAAGGAUACACAGUCCGGAAUGUAUGAUGCAGCUUUGCAUGUAGGGGACUUCGCUUAUGACAUGGAUUCGGAUAACGCGGAGGUUGGUGACGCAUUUAUGCGACAAAUAGAACCUGUAGCUGCUUACAUUCCGUACAUGACUUGCCCAGGGAAUCACGAGGAGAAGUAUAAUUUCAGUAACUACCGAAACCGCUUUUCUAUGCCUGGUGGCAGGGACAUUCCCUACUACAGUUUCAAUCUUGGAAAUCUACACAUCAUCUCUAUAUCCACAGAAGUAUAUUAUUUCAUCAAUUAUGGCAUCAAAGAAAUGGUUAAUCAAUACUAUUGGUUAGAAAGUGAUCUCAAGGAAGCUAACAAACCCGAAAAUCGUAAGAAACAGCCCUGGAUAAUAAUCAUGGGACACCGACCGAUGUACUGCACCAACGAUAAUCCAGCAGACUGCAAAAGACACUCCACGUUCACCAGGGUAGGAAUUCCCUACUUUCACAUAUUUGGAUUGGAGCCGUUGCUUUACAAAUAUGGUGUCGAUUUGGCCAUUUGGGCUCACGAACAUUCUUACGAACGUUUAUGGCCUAUAUAUAACUAUCAUGUUUACAAUGGUAGCAUUGACGAGCCCUAUAGAAACCCCAUGGCUCCGGUACAUAUAACUACAGGGUCAGCUGGGUGCAAAGAGGGAAGAUCGCCCUUCAAUAACAACACCUGGCCGGCGUUUUCGGCUUUUAGGAGCAGUGACUAUGGAUACACAAGAUUCAAAUCCUACAAUAACAGCCACGUUUACUUGGAACAAGUAUCUGACGACAAAAAUGGAGACAUCAUCGAUUCCUUCUGGAUCAUUAAAGAAGGAAAGAAUGGACCCUACCCGAAGUUCUAUAAUUCUUCCAUGGAUUAAUUAUUUUUGGCAUUUUUUAAUACAUACGAAAGUUUAAAAUUUAUGUUCUAAGACCAUAUGUGUAAUUUAA
Messenger RNA from Agrilus planipennis (emerald ash borer), 1490 nucleotides. Its product is annotated as acid phosphatase type 7. The coding region runs from base 107 to 1420 and encodes 437 amino acids. The record is from RefSeq and is a predicted model, not a curated record. The transcript has 4 exons. Gene Ontology annotation, molecular function: metal ion binding; acid phosphatase activity. Lineage: Eukaryota; Metazoa; Arthropoda; Insecta; Coleoptera; Buprestidae.